Molecule: messenger RNA, 636 nt
Organism: Colletotrichum spaethianum
Lineage: Eukaryota; Fungi; Ascomycota; Sordariomycetes; Glomerellales; Glomerellaceae
Exons: 1
Coding region: 1-636 (211 amino acids)
Source: RefSeq, a predicted model, not a curated record
AUGCCCCUGACGCCUGGUAGAGAGAGAUGGAGAUCGCAAUUACGCAAACUAAACUCCUUGUCCAGCGGCAUCCGCGGCCUACAAGCCAAGUUGACUUUACUGAGAGAAGAGUCUGAUCGCAGUCUUAACGAGUCCGAUGACAUAUCCGAGCUCGGCUCUAGUCUGAUGUUGCAAUACGAGUCUAUCGGAACAGACCUGAAGAUUCUGAUGCAGGCUUGGGAAGAGGGUAAAGCAGCGCUCGCCCUGGGUAUCGACCGGAACGAGAAGAGGCUGUCUUCUAUGAGCACACUGCUCUCCCCAACCAGCUCGCUAAGCGGCCUCACGACAGUUGACGAGGGUGGAGCUGCCGAAGCUCUCAAGGCGCUGAAUGGAGAGUCUCCCUCCAGCCUGGACUUCAGCAGCGCAGGGGAACCUGACACGGAAGAGAUCUUUGAGGCAGUUGCCCAGCCUAGGCCCCGCAGCCUAUUGACGAGAGACGAGCGCAUCAUCAAGAUGAGAGAAGAGCGGGAAAAGCGAGAAAUCGCCAAAGAAAAGGCUGACGCCAACAGGGGUAUGAUGAAGGAGCUCGAGAUGGUCAUCAACCUCCGACCCCGCCCAAGGACUGGGACGAAUCCGGCACGCAUCGUUUCGAUGUGA